AUGUUCACCGGAGGACACCAGGGAACUUGCUUCCCGCGCGCAUAUAACAUAGAAGCGCCUGCACCAUCUGCGCAAGGGACCUCCCCUCGAACUGUUCGUACCCACGGGGAAGAGAAAAAGUUAGUAGAGCUUCGUGACGAGAUUGCACAGGAAAUGGAUGGCGAGUUUGUCGAGGUCACGUUCGAUGAAUUCAGCCAUCGCUAUCUUCCUUUCGAGCCUCAGGAAAAUGAAGUAGACGCCACGGUCACUAGUUUGCUUUCGAAUGAAUCUCCCAAUAUCACUGCUACUCCUGCCACUGCCACACCUGUCACUGCCACACCCGUCCCUGGAAGUACCGCCCAAAAACCCCUUCGCCGUUCGAGCCGCCAACCUGGCAAUCCAGCGAUUGAGCCUGAGGAACCGAUGAGCAUUUUGGAGGAGGUUCCUGAUGGGCUCCGCUUUGGUCAUUUUCCUCAAACGCCCCUCGCUUCAGGUCUCCAGGAGGACAAAGCAUUCGCUCAUAUCGCAGAAAUAGCGACCGCCAUUGCAGAGGGACCAGCACCGGCCGGGAGAGAACGUAACUCUUUCGCCUAUGUGGAUUGCCCUCGAAGGAAGAUCGAAGGGCGCCACCCUGGGUCGAACAACCUUAUCGAUAGCGCGAUGGCGUCAGGAGCUGCGACGUCGGGGGCUCUCGACACUUCGAGGAUUGCUCUCGUGUGCGAAUACAAGCUACACUGCGACGAUAAGAUCAAGAAUGCGAAGCAGGCAGUCUCCGCCAACGUUCAAAUCAUGAACGACGAUGUACGACGCACUCAUUGCUACGGGAUGACCAUCGAAAACGACCAGGUCAGGCUGUGGUUCCAUUGUCGAUCCCAUUCGGCUGUCUCCAAGCCGUUCAGUUUUGUCAAGGAGCCCCGGAAAUUCAUCAAAGUUCUCCUAUCGUUCCUCUUCGCAACGGAGGAAGAACUAGGCUACGACCCGAAGGUCACUCGCGUGCGCGAUGGUUACAUUUUCGAGCUGAACGGCACGGACGGUACUCGCUUCUUCCGCACACAAGGUGCUCCUCUCUCCGAGUACCGCUCCAGCAACAUCACAGGUCGGAUGACUCGAGUCUGGAAGGUGGUUGAGGUCAGAUCGAAUUCCGCGGCCGCUGCGAAGCUCAGGGAGAAGCCCUUCGUUUUGAAAGACGUAUGGAUCGAGGAGGGGGCGUCAACGGAACGCGAGGUUCAGGAGGAAAUGUUCAAGGACAUCAGGGGGUAUUGGACAGCCGUCGAUGUAGAAACAGAACCUCGUCUCCGGAGCGUGCAGGUCGAAGCGGCAAAGCUGAAGGAAGAAGUUUUGAACGAGACCUUCCAGAAAUGGUUCCUUCCCAUUCGGUGGGAUUGUGUUGGCGGGACGACGAGGCCCGCGCCGGACAAGGCUCAGCGGCGCAGAGGCCUGUUGCUCAAGAAGGAGGACAUCCCGCCACCUGUGGCCCAUUCUGGCACUACCCGCCCACCAGGGCAGACCCAUUUGCGCGAUCUUCCCCGACAGUUCGUCGCAAAGAAGCAAUAUCGUACCAUCGUCGAGGAGGUGUGCACUCCUGUCGGAGACCUCAAGCGAUCGGACCAAGUCUUCCAAGUUCUUUAUGGAAUCAUUCAUGCGCUUUUGUUGUUGUUCGGCGGCCGCUGGGUUCAUCGGGAUAUAAGUUCUGGCAAUGUACUUGGGCUCCUUGAAACUUCCCCCGAUGGGGAGCUUCGGUACCAGGCCAAACUGGGUGAUUUGGAGUAUGCGAGGAGAUACCCUCCUGCUGAUGACUAUGUUGCCGGAAUUGACCCGAAGACGGGAACACCAUUCUUCAUGCCAUGCGAAAUCCUGCUCGGCGCCUUUUUUGGCGUCCCUUUGGAUUCGGAACCAUCCGAGCCCACCAGGGACGCCCCAUUAACUUUUAAACUCGGACAGCGCAAUACACCCGUGGCCCCGAUGGGUCUGGCACCCCGAAUAUCAGUCAUCCACCACUUCCUUCACGACUUGGAGUCCAUCUGGUGGAUCGCAAUAUGGACGCUACUUACCCGCAUUCCCCACCCUCUAUCCAACCCCUUAAGCCGUGCCAUAUUCGUCAACAACAUCAGGGCAUAUAACGACUCCGACAGGAUCCAAUUUUUCAUGAAGGUGGUGGGGAAUAUCCAUCCUAACGUUCAAGACGAACUCCAGGACGUUGCCCACGCGCUGGAGGCUGUAGGACGAGGCUUGUUUGGCUAUCUCUCCAAAUAUGGUCGUGCUUUGCACCGUGGAGAGGAUAGGGGCUCCGUCGUUGUCGAUACUAUCCACAGCAAUGGCUUUGCAACCAUGUUCAACAUCUUCAGUCAGCUUCCGGGUCCAAAUGUGCCUGCAUUUGACCUGACUACCCGGUCAGACAGAACGGCUCCCUCCGCAGACAACGCGACUCCGCGGACAGACGACAUUGGGGCUAUCGCUCAGCCGGAGCGCAAGAGAAAGCAUCGACACACCGAUAACGACGCCUAUCUACCUGAAUCAUCCAAUGCCGGGUCCCAAUCUCGGGGGAAACGAUCGAAGACUAGCGGUCAAAACCCGGGCAAGCAAUCCAGCGGUCGAAACUCGGGCAAGCGAUCCAGUGGUCAAACCUCGGGCAAACGAUCCAGCGGGUCGAGGUCGAAGUCGUCGAAGUCGAGAUCCUAGUCGAAAGCAGAUAGAUACCAUACCGACACCGAUAUGUAGUCGAGUAUUGCGUUGUGAAUGUUGUCCCCUGGCUGGCGCUUGAGUUUUUGUUUAUUUAUUCGUCGUUUAAUGCUCACGUUGUGUAUCCUGUACAUACUUGGUACAUACUGCAUGAAUACGAAAGCUCGGAUUAU
Coprinopsis cinerea okayama7#130 is the source of this 2831-nucleotide messenger RNA. RefSeq names its product other/FunK1 protein kinase. The transcript is spliced from 7 exons. The record is from RefSeq and is a predicted model, not a curated record. NCBI's taxonomy places the organism in Eukaryota, Fungi, Basidiomycota, Agaricomycetes, Agaricales, Psathyrellaceae. The coding region runs from base 1 to 2658 and encodes 885 amino acids.